Molecule: messenger RNA, 2691 nt
Organism: Patella vulgata (common limpet)
Lineage: Eukaryota; Metazoa; Mollusca; Gastropoda; Patellidae
Product: cytochrome P450 2C42
Exons: 6
Coding region: 387-1877 (496 amino acids)
Molecular function (GO): heme binding; monooxygenase activity; iron ion binding
Source: RefSeq, a predicted model, not a curated record
CGGAGGGCAAUUAAAUAUUCAAUCACCUGAACAGACAGUAGCCUAGAAGUGUGCGCAGCGACCCUAUUCUAAUCCGAUUCCCCUUCAGUUUGAAUCCGGGUGCUGGAAUACGGGUGAGAGAUUCCGCUUGGGCGAUUGCGACCAAGGUCACUAAAUAUAGUAGUGAUGAACAUUAAACGAACUAAACUCAUUUACGAGAAGACAACUCAGCUAAAUAGCUUUGAAUGACUGCAGGUAGUGUAGGCUAAAUAUCGAUGACUAUUGUUACCCGACAGGCAUUACUAAGCAUAUAGGUCAGAUUAUAUGGGUAUAUAAAUGUACAUAAUAUACAUGUAUAUGGCCACUCCAUAUACUGGAUUAUUUUAAGUGAACCGUGAGAAUAAAACAUGAAUAUACUACUAAUAUCAUCUGUGGUUUUAGUGGUGACUUACCUCAUCAUAAAAUGGUUUAAAGAUCAACAUAAAACACCUCUACCCCCAGGUCCAGGAUUAUUAGAAUGUUUAAAAAUUACCUGGAGAAUGAUGCGAAAAAAUGAUAUUCAUUUAAUGAGUGCUGAUCUAUGCAGACGUUAUGGAGAGAUAUUUAAUAUCAAGAUCUUUUCGGAGAAUAUUGUGAUGCUCAACAGCAGUCGGGUGAUUCGUAAAGUUUUGCUGUCCAGUCAAUAUCGUGACUUAACAAACGAUCGACCACCGACAUUUGUUAAAAAACAUUUAAUCUAUGAUGGUCAUGAUAUCGUGUUAAGAAAUUUUGACUUAUUUCAUGUCAAAUUAAGAAAAAUUGUUCAUAGAUCUAUGAAAUUAUAUGGGGAUGGUGUUCAUGUAUUCGAAGAUAUGGUGAAAAAUGAAACAAAGAAUCUACAAAAUCAUCUAGAGACUUCCAAUAAAACUUGUAUCGACUUAGACCGAGCUUUAACGGUUUCUUUGAUAAGGGUAUUGCAUAUACUUUUAACCAAUGAAGCACCUAUUGAUACUAAAGAUGUUUGUGAAACUAUUGAAGAAUAUGACCAUUUCAUCAAUAUAAUUUUCAAGUCUUCGAACAACAUGGUUCUCACAAAAUGUCCAUGGGUUCGUUUUGUACCUGGAUCAUUGCGUCAGAUGUGGAUAAAUACAAAGAAUGCACAGAAUCGACUGAAUGAUUUAUAUUUAAACCCCACUAUUAUAGAGAGAAUGAAAUCCCAUGGCAAAGGUAUACUCGGUAAUAUUUUAAACGAAGCUGUAGAUGAUGAUGAGAUUGAUGGGGACUGUAUUAAAGGAAUCCUCAGCAACAUGGUAGUGGCUGGCUAUUUAACAACUAAGGGAGCUUUAAGUGGAUUUUUUUUGUUGAUGCUUUACUAUCCAGACAUUCAGCACCGUAUUCAAGAAGAAAUUGAUGAAUAUAUUGGUAGGAACAGAGAUCCCAACCUAGAUGACCGAUCAGUAAUGCACUAUACAAACUCCGCCAUUUUAGAAUGUUUGAGAUUCAUUAGUCAUAUUCCAUUAGGAAUUCCACAUAUGAAUAGAGAAGAAAUAGAAGUAGAAGGAAUGCGGAUUCCAGCGAAUGCUACAAUAAUAUGCAAUUUAUGGAUGAUGGCCCAUUCGGAUCAAGUAUGGAAUAACCCUGAUUCCUUCUUGCCAGAAAGAUUUUUAGAUGACGCAGGUAAACUACUUCCUGCUGAACAUCCACUUCGAGCACAAUUUAUACCUUUUGGAACUGGAAGAAGAAACUGCGUGGGUGAAUCCUUCGCAAAAUCGCGUAUAUUUCUGUACGUUACGUCAUUAUUACAGAAGUUUACUUUUUCACCAGGUGAAAAUAAAUUAGCACCUUUAGACCCAGCAACAUGGAAACCUAAUGCUGCCAUGCAACCCGAUUUCUUGAACUGCUGUGUACAUACUAGGUAAAUGACCAAAUAUCGGUUAAUGCCACCGAUAUUGAUGUCUAAAUUAACUGAAAUAAAAUCUUAAAUGUUUUUUUGGGGUCCCCAGCUUUUCUGUGAAACUAUUAAAUUGUGUCCUCUCUUUCUCAGGUCAUUCUGUCACACUUUUUGAAACGUAAUAGCAUUAUUUUUGGGAAUGGAUAAUAAUCAAAGUUUGAAUAUAAAAAGGGGGUUCACAUCCUACUUUUCUGUCCCAUAAUGUAAAUGUAUAGUUCACCAACCAUUGCUAUAUUCAAUAUGGUAAUGUAACGUUUUUGAAUAGCUAUUGACCCCAUACUCCAGUCUAAGUAAUCGUGGUGAUACUAUCAGGUCUUGUCAUAUAUUGAGGUCAGUGGUAGCAAUCGUGUUGACCGUAUUGAAACGUAUUCGAACGUAUCUGCACGUAGCAGAUCGUGGACUCGAUAGGGACAACCCUAUCGUAAAGCAUCACACGACAGUGAGAACCCAGCAUAAACAAGAAGACUAUUAAUGUUGUUCCUGCUUUUGGUUUUGUAAGAACUUUUUGGACUGUUGAGUUCUAUGGUAGAAAUAAGUGGUACUCAUCCAGUCGCCCGUAUAACUGCUAUCGUGGGAUUAUAAAAGUAUAUUUGUAACUCAGUAAUAUGAUACUUGUUAUAUAAUAUUAUGUAUAGUAAAAUUUAAAAACUUGUGUUAUCAUUUCUUCUCAUCCUCUCCCGAACUCUUAAUGUAGCGAGCCGAAUUUUUUCUCCAGUGGAUGUGGUAACAUUGUAUAGUAAUAUACCUAUGUAGAUAAAUAAAGUAAUUCUUAUCUUGGUUUA